AUGUCCCCGCCCGCCAUCAUUGCCCCCUCCAUCCUGAGCGCCGACUUCGGCACCCUGGGCAGCGAAUGCUCAACCAAGAUCGCCCAAGGAUCCGACUGGCUACACGUCGACAUCAUGGACGGCCACUUCGUCCCGAACAUGACCUUUGGCGCUCCCGUCGUGACCAAAAUCCGCUCGCAUGUUGCCCGUCCCACUCAGCCCAACGGCAAAGGCACCUUUGACUGCCACAUGAUGAUCCAGGAGCCCCACAAAUGGGUCCAAGAAUUCAAAGCCGCCGGUUGCGAUCUAUACUGUUUCCACUACGAAGCCGCCAUUUCCUCCGUCGCCGCCACCAGCCCCGCCGACAAGACCACCACCACCAAGACCAGCCCCAAGGACCUGAUCCGGUAUAUUCACGAGGAGGGCAUGCAAGCCGGUAUUGCCAUCAAGCCUGAUACCCCCGUUGAUGUGCUCUGGGAUAUCCUCGCCAAUGAGAACGAGAAGGAGCGUCCGGACAUGGUCCUCGUCAUGACCGUACACCCCGGCUUCGGCGGCCAAAAAUUCAUGGCCUCCGAACUCCCCAAAGUCAAGGCCCUGCGGGAGAAAUACCCCGAUCUCAAUAUCGAGGUUGAUGGUGGCUUGGGUCUGGGAACCAUCGAUCAGGCCGCCGAAGCAGGCGCCAACGUGAUUGUUGCUGGAUCGGCAGUCUUUGGCGCUGAGGACCCCGCCGACGUCAUCGCGAAGCUACGCGAGGCUGUCAACAAGUACAGGACAGAGUAA
Molecule: messenger RNA, 759 nt
Organism: Aspergillus ibericus CBS 121593
Lineage: Eukaryota; Fungi; Ascomycota; Eurotiomycetes; Eurotiales; Aspergillaceae
Product: ribulose-phosphate 3-epimerase RPE1
Exons: 3
Coding region: 1-759 (252 amino acids)
Biological process (GO): pentose-phosphate shunt; carbohydrate metabolic process; pentose-phosphate shunt, non-oxidative branch
Cellular component (GO): cytosol
Molecular function (GO): metal ion binding; D-ribulose-phosphate 3-epimerase activity
Source: RefSeq, a predicted model, not a curated record